Molecule: messenger RNA, 2011 nt
Organism: Labeo rohita (rohu)
Lineage: Eukaryota; Metazoa; Chordata; Actinopteri; Cypriniformes; Cyprinidae
Product: coiled-coil domain-containing protein 138-like
Exons: 15
Coding region: 50-1795 (581 amino acids)
Source: RefSeq, a predicted model, not a curated record
GGCUGAGGCGAGUGUUUACUAGAGACGAGCGGCGGUUGUUUUGAAGAACAUGAAUAACGAAUCCGAUUCGGAUCUCGACGAAAGAAUCGAAAUAUUGAAGCAGAAAUACUUACAGAGGAAGAAUCAGGUUCCAGAUGCGUCGGCUGAUGAUGGAGGUGGAGGACGCACGAGAGACUAUCAAACGGCCCUUAGAGACAUCUACAGGACGCUUUCAGACCGUCCACGAAGUAGACCUGACAGCGCUGAAGACGAGCCGAGUGACGAAGAUGAUUCUCCUGACGAAACGAACGUGUUCUGCACAGAGACAGAUGUGACUUUACCAUCCAAUCUGGCCCGAUCGUCCAGUUCCUCGGUGUUGAACGGCAGAGGGAAGGACGACGCGGAUGAAAGCCGGAGCGGCGCAGCAGCAGUGCAUGUGUAUCAGGAGAUGCUGCACAUUUAUGAGAAACUGCAGGCGGAGCGUGUCAGUCAGCAGGCGUGGGCGGCGGAGCUGUGUGAGCGAGAGCGUGAUCUGCAGCAGAGAGAGAAUGCCUUCCUGCAGCAGCAGCGCAGCGUUCACAGACUCAGAGGAGCCCAGCAGGAAGUGCUGACUCGCGUCCAGAGCCUGCAGCAGCAAUAUCAGCAAGAGAAAAGUGAGCUGGAAGCGGCUCUGAAGCAGAAAACUAAAGAGAAUAAGAGGAUGAAGGCCAGUUUUGACUCCAUUAAGGAAUUAAAUGAUUCUAUGAAGAAACAGCUUAAUGAGGUCAGCGAGCAGAACAGGAAGUUGGAAUGUCAGUCGCGGAAAGUUCAAGCUCGACUGGAGAACCUGCAGAGAAAGUACGAGUCCUUCACGACACACAGGAGCCGAGAAACGUCUGUUCCUAAAGCGUCCGAUCCCAAACCCUGCAAACCAGAGAGACCUCAGUCAAAUAAAGCAGCAGGCAAGGCCGUCGCACACGGGCCGUCGCUGAAGCUGCUGGCGCUGCUGCUGGAUUGGCUGGUGGACGGUCAGCUGAUGGAGGUCAGAGACGGGACGAACCUCAGCGUCCCGCGGCCUUCACCGCACGAGAGAUGCGCCAGGGUUCUGCCUAUGCUGGUGGAGCAGCUUCAUGGAGCGGCUGCUGCUUCCUCUGCUGUGACAGAGUCGUCAUCAUCGUCUGUUCUGCUGCUGUCUGUGCUGCGCUGCAUCUACUGCUGCCUCCUGCGUCUGGAGCGCAGCUCACAGCACGCCGUCCUGACCUCCACGCUGAGGAGGCUGGGCGAGGAGGUGUCUCGAGGGUCAUCUCCGCUCUUCAAGAGCUCCUGUCUCCACACGCGCUUCCUCUGCAGCCUCAUCAUCAUCAAGACCAUCAGUCAAGUGGACGUUCUGGCUCAGGCUGUGGACGUCGUGUCCGGUGCGGUUCGGACCGAUCAAGGGCAGGCGCUGUUCCUGGAGUACCGGGCUCUGCCGGCGGUUCUGGCUCUGCUGAGAUCUGGCAGUCCUGGACUUCUGGCUCCGUCUGUGGACGUCCUGCUGCAGAUGAGCUCACAAUCACGGACGCUGUCGUCUUUUCUGGACGAGUGCAGCACUGAAGAUUUCUUCCGCUGCGCCUCGCUGUUCCUCCGUCAUCCUCGUGUGGAGCCGCCGCUGCUGGAGAAGAUGCUCAUGCUGCUGCAGAAACUCUCCAGCGUCCGGAAGAACAAGCGUCUGUUUGAGGCGUCGUCGCUGCAUUUGCUGCUGCAGGAGAUGCACAGGACCAGCGACCGCAGUCAGACCUUCAUCAGCAUGAACCUCAGCUCCAUCCUGCUCAAUCUGGGCAUGCUCACACGCUCAUGACACACACUUAACACACAUAACACGCUAAACACUUCAUUAUAGAUGUGCCUUGAUGCUUUCUGUGUCUAAUCAUUCACUCACACGCAGCAGUGCAGUUUUAUUUAUUUUUUUGUAUAAACUGAAAUAAUGAAUUUAUAUACAUGUUUUAUACUGUAUACAACCACUUAAUAAAUUUUGAUAAUAAUAAAUUAAAUUGCCUCUAAUUAAGAAUGAUGU